Messenger RNA from Acytostelium subglobosum LB1, 780 nucleotides. RefSeq lists its product as hypothetical. Gene Ontology annotation, molecular function: electron transfer activity. The annotation marks the transcript as partial. Gene Ontology annotation, cellular component: cytosol. The transcript is spliced from 3 exons. NCBI's taxonomy places the organism in Eukaryota, Evosea, Eumycetozoa, Acytosteliales, Acytosteliaceae. The record is from RefSeq and is a predicted model, not a curated record.
AUACAUACUUAUACAAUGUCAUUCAAAGUACUAGUACCUGUCAAGAGAGUGAUUGAUUAUGCAGUCAAGAUUAGAGUCAGACCAGAUAAGAUGGGCGUUGAGACUGCUAAUGUAAAGAUGUCGAUCAACCCUUUCGAUGAGAUCGCCGUCGAGGAGGCCAUAAAGAUGAAGGAGGCAGGUCAUGCCAGCGAGGUUAUCGCCGUCUCGCUCGGCCCAAAGGCUGUGCAAGACACUAUCCGUGGCUCGAUUGCCAUGGGCGCCGACAAGGGCAUUCACGUCGACACUGGCGCCGUCACCGAUAUACAUCCACUGGCCGUCGCCAAGGUGCUCAAGCGUCUCGCUGAGACCGAGAAGCCCAACCUCAUCAUCCUCGGCAAGCAAGCAAUCGACGACGACUCGAAUCAAACCGCUCAGAUGUUGGCAGGUCUCUUGAACUGGCCACAAGCCACAUUCGCUUCAAAGGUCGUUGUCGACAAGGCUACAAACUCAGUCAAGGUAACACGUGAGAUUGAUGGUGGACUGGAGACUCUCUCCCUCAAGAUGCCAGCCAUCAUCUCUUGCGAUCUCCGUUUGAAUGAGCCACGUUAUGCUAAGCUUCAAAACAUUAUGAAGUCAAAGAAGGCAGAGCUCAAGGUACACACUCCACAAGAUUUGGGCGUGGACAUUAGCAGCAAGAUUAAGACUGUCUCUGUCGAGGAGCCAGCAAAGCGAACAGGUGGAGCCAAGGUGGACUCUGUCGAGGCCAUCGUCCAAUCACUCAAGAAGCAUGCUCUUAUCUAA